This is a messenger RNA of Arachis stenosperma, 552 nucleotides long. RefSeq lists its product as uncharacterized. Gene Ontology annotation, molecular function: zinc ion binding. Lineage: Eukaryota; Viridiplantae; Streptophyta; Magnoliopsida; Fabales; Fabaceae. The transcript has 2 exons. The coding region runs from base 1 to 552 and encodes 183 amino acids. The record is from RefSeq and is a predicted model, not a curated record.
AUGAGGGUUGUGGCGAGGAACAAAAAGUCUCUAAGUGGCUAUGUUGGUUCUGUUGCACCAAGACAACUUAGCAUGCUUGAGAGAGAGAAGGAAGAAAGUAAUAAAUGGACUCCCACAUGGGCAGGGGAUGACAGUGGAGAAAUUUAUGAGGUUGAGAAGCAUCCUACUAAGGUUACUGUUGACUUGGGAAAUCAGAAGUGCACCUGUCGAUUUUGGCAGCUCACAGGCUUGCCUUGCAGACACGCUUGUGCAGCACUUGCUCUGGGGGGUCGUAGGCCAGAAGACCAGAUCCAUAACUGGCUGGGAAUGGCUACAUAUAACUCAGCAUACCAACAUAACAUCAACCCCGUUCCAAGCAAAGAAUUUUGGGAUAAAGCUGAAGGCUAUCCUCCACUGCCCCCUCACUAUAAGACACCCAUUGGAAGACCAACAAAAAAGAGAAGAAAGGAGAAAAAUAAGGCACGGCCAAAUUCCAACCCACAUAAGCUUAAAAGGAGAUAUGAACAAUCAUUUGCAAAUACUGUGGAGAGAGUGGCCACAAUAGCAUGCUGA